CCAAAAGAUUGUCUUGGCACAACGAGGUUCUCUUGUUUCCCUCUCUCUCUCUCUCUCUCUCUCACAGUUCUAUUCAUUGUUUCCAACCUCUGCAACUCUCUGAGGCUUGAGCGAUCCCACAAAAUUUUGUUCUUUUUUGUUUUUCCAAAAUCAAGAAAGAAGAAGAAGAGGAUGGCUGAAGCUCUGAUCGCUGCUGUUCAGGCAGUCCUGACUACCGUGAUUCCACUAGUAACUGAACCAAUCAACAGGGUAGUGUUUGAUUUCCAGGAACAUCUCAGAUUUUUCCGCAGUAGGUUAACCACGAUUCAAGCUCUCCUGCGCGACGCCGAAAAAAGCCCAAGAAAGAUAGAAUCAGAAUCCAUGAAACUGUGGCUGAAAAAUCUCAAGCUUGCAACUUGCGAGGCCGAGAACGUUCUUGAUCGGAUCGCUUACGAAUCUCUUCGAAACGAGUUGGAGGGGCGAAAGAGGGACAAGGUAAUCAGAUUCUUUUCGCACUCGAAUCCGUUGUUAUUUCGUCUCAAGAUUGCCAAUGAGGUAAAGAACGUCAACUCAUUGCUAGACAGAAUCUGCAAAGGGGCAAAUGAUAUUGGCCUUAGUCCGGUAAAUCUUGUUGAGCCUACUAGGCUGACUCACCCCUUUAUAGAUGAUUCAACAGUUGUGGGUAGGAAUGGUGAUGUCUCUAGGGUGAGAGACAUGUUACUUGGCUCCGGUGUAGAAGAUGAUCAUUUAGCUGUGGUUGCCAUUGUAGGAAUGGCUGGGCUUGGGAAGACAACCCUUGCUCAGCUACUCUACAAAGACAAGGAGGUGGUGAGUUAUUUUGAGCAGAAAAUGUGGAUUUGUGUAUUUGAUGAUUUCGGUGCUCAAAGGCUACUUAAUGAGAUGAUGCAAUCUCUGACUGGACAUAAAUCAGAUGCACCAAACAUUGAAGGAAUAGUGAGAAGACUUCAUGAGGAACUAAAUGGGAAGAAAUAUCUCCUUGUACUGGACAAUGUUUGGAACACAAGUGCAGACACAUGGGUAUGUCUACGGAAUUGUUUGCAAGAAAUCGGUGGUUGCAAGGGAAGCAAAAUUAUGGUCACAGCCCGUAGUAUGGAGGUGGUAUCAACCAUGCGAACGUCUCCAUCUCUCACUCAUCGCUUGAGUGAGCUAUCGUAUGAAGAAAGUUGGAACAUGUUUAGGAAAAGAGCUUUUGCGAAUGGCGGACCAAUAGAAAAUCGAACUUUGAUGGAUAUUGGCAGAAAAAUGGUAGCACAGUGUAAGGGUGUACCAUUAGCGAUAAACUCUUUAGGAGGUUUAUUGUAUUCUAAGCAGCUUCAAAGUGAAUGGGAGUUGAUUGAGAAGACUGAAAUGUGGGAAUCACUUGCAAAAGAAGAUGGGAUUCUUCCUGUAUUGAGGCUGAGUUAUGAUCAUUUACCGUCCCCAUACUUGAAACAGUGUUUUGCAUUCUGUUCUUUUUUCCCAAAGAACUUCGAAAUUCGAAAGGAUGAGCUGAUUUGGUUAUGGAUGGGUCUAGGAUAUCUUAAUUGUUCUUCAGGAGGCAACUGGGAAAUGGAAGAUGUAGGUAAUGAAUAUUUCAAUAUUUUGUUGCGAAAUUCGUUAUUGCAAGACGUGAAAUUGGAUGAGAACAAUGAUAUUGAAACCUGCAAGAUGCAUGACCUUGUGCAUGAACUUGCACGGGUUGUCUCAGAGGGUAGUUGUUUGACUUUGAAGGCUAGUGAGGUGAAGGACCAUUCCGAGGUUCAACAUCUGACAUUGCAUCUUGGAGAAGGAGAAGGCUUUGAGAAUUUAAAAGAUGGUAAAAGAUUGAGGACACUAUCUUUAACUGGACAUCUUCCCAAGGACUUUAGAGAUGUCAAAUAUAUUCGUGCCUUAACUUUGAAGAUGCGAGAUGUCAAAGAGUUGCCAAGUUCAAUGCGCAAGCUAAAACAUUUGAGGUACCUCGACCUCUCAAGCACUUCAAUUGAAAAGGUGCCAGAUUAUGUCACCAGCUUCUACAAUUUGCAGACAUUGAGACUGCCCCCUUUGUUUUUGAAGGAAUUAGAAGUUCUAGAAUUCCAUAAGUUAGUUAGCUUGAGACAUCUCUGUAUCAGUGAUAGAGAAGACCAUUGGAAAUCGAUGCCGAAGAUGAUAGGGCAUUUGACUUCUUUGCAAACACUACCAUUGUUUAUGGUUGGAGAGGACAAGGACGACAACAUUGAAGAGCUUGGAAGUUUAAGCAAAUUAAGAGGUAGAUUUGAUAUUUACGGUCUCCAGCACGUAAAAGACAAGGAAGAAGCAGAAAAAUGUAAAAUGCGAGAGAAAUCAGGGAUUACCAAGUUGGGAUUACAUUGGGAUGGGGACUUCAGUAAAUCUGGCGUGAACCAUGAGGAUGUGUUGCAAGGACUCAAACCUGAUAGGAAUGUCAAGCAUUUAUUACUCGAGAAUUUCAGGGGACGAAGACUUGCAUCAUGGAUGAGUGGAGAUGGCCAGCUUCUAUAUAAUUUGGUUAGGAUUGAAUUAAGGAGCUGCUUCAAUUGUGAACAAGUCCCAAGACUCGGGCACCUUCCACACCUUGAAGUUGUUGAAUUGGAUGGCUGGAGUAAUCUGAAGCGUAUUGGUCCCGACUUCUACGGAUUGAAUGAAAUAAUUGUCUGUGGUGGUAGUAGCAGUAGUGGGGCUGCACCACCAGCAGUAGUAUUUCCGGCAUUGAGAACCGUCUCUCUUAAAAAUAUGCCUCAACUAGAAGAAUGGUCAAACAUAUCAUCAUUGACCGUCGUUGCCCCUAGUACGUUGGAGUUCUUUCCCUGUCUUGAGCUGUUGCGUAUCUGGAACUGCCCUCAAUUGAUAACGAUUGCAGGCGAUUUGUUAUCCAUUCAAACUUUAACUAUUAGUUGGGAGAGUUUGGACUCUUCUGGAAAAUGGCGGGAUUUCUACAAACCUCGCUUGGCCAUAGGGGUACUUGAUUCAACAAAUAUUUCUCUUCUCAUGGCACAAUUGCUGGAAAAAAUCUGCAAAUCCCUAAGGAUUCUGGAGAUAUCAGGAUUCAAAGAGCUGUGUUAUUUGCCAAACCAGCUAUUGGACCUAUCAUCUCUUGAGAGGUUAGAGAUAUCCAAUUGCUCUAAUCUGGAUUCUAUAAUUGAGAAUAAAGAAGCAGCAUUCGACGGCCUAAGGUCUCUUCAAUGGCUUUGGAUUUGGAAGUGCAUUAAGUUGAGAUGUUUGCCAAAAGGGCUACUACAACAAACCCUUGUAACAUUAGAGAUUAAGGAAUGUCCGGAUUUAGAAAUGGCGCAUCCAGAUGAAUUGCGAACCCUCUCAUCCCUUAAGAAUCUGAGAAUAGAAAGGUGUCCAAGAUGGAAGAUUUAUUGGGAGGAGGGGCUGCUCUGCCUUACUAGCCUUAAAAAACUGGUGAUAGGGGGCUUCUCAAGGGAGCUUGAAUAUUUCCCAUGGCCCUCCUCAGCUAGAAGUGGUACUGCAACUGCACCUAACAACGAAUUCCCCUUCAUCUCCCUAGAGUCUCUAAGUUUAUUGGGCUGGAAAAAGCUCAAGCAUCUGCCCGACCAACUUCAGCACCUCACUACCUUGAGAGAGUUGAAAAUUCGCUCUUUCAAAGGGUUGGAAGCUCUGCCUGAGUGGUUGGGCAACGUUUCAGCGCCUCAAACUUUGUACCUCUAUCAUUGCAGCAACCUGGCAAGUUUUCCCUCACAGGAAACAAUCAAUAAGGAAAGGGGCGCAAAGAAUUACCUCAAUCUAUCUAUCUACUACAAUGUCUGGUCUUCAGACGACUUUCAAUAACCAGCCACGUAAUUGGAAAUUCAAGACAAUAUGCACUAGAGGCUUAAGCUUUCAAAAUUGAGUCCAAGUUAAAUAGACAUUUGUGUGCGCUCAAGUGUAACGGUUCCCUCUGGAAUUCUAUUUCAUGAAGAUGAAGCAAGGAAAAUCUCCAGCCAAUCAUCUGAGUUCUCGAUUUCUGCAUUUUUCUUUACUUUGCAGUUUUCAGAGUAGAACUUCCAGUCCAUUUAUUUUGACCUUACGCAUCCAGCUAUUAUGAUCAGAAAGACGAAGGGCCCAAAGGUCUGAAUAGGGGGUACCAAAUUCCCCAUCUCAUUUUUCUGACACCCCCGUUGAAAAUGAACGAUCACUGGUUGUGACUGCUCAUGAAAUAAUGAAAUAACUCCAUUGAAGAAAGUCGUUUUGCGAUUGUAAUCUGCUCAAUGUGAAGAUUUUGGCGAUGGAUGUCAAUGCUCAAUCUCUCAUUCAUUUGGCAAGUGAAUUGUACAAAAUAGCUGCAUCAGUAGGAGAAUUUGGAGUCUCAACAUGUACAUUAUAUCGUUUAGUAAGUUCUUGAUUUCCCUUUUGAUCAAGCAAAUCAUUAAUUUCUUAUUUAGCCCUAUUUGUUCAUUCAUUGUUGUUUGGUAGUACUUAACACAAUAAACUUGGACUCACUGCAAUCAAGUUCGGAUCUUGUAAACGUAACUUCUCUCUCUUACAUGUCCAUCUGUUAUAGACCUGCUUUUUUAUAUGUUAGAAAAUUGUUGUCAUUGAGCUUCCCAGAAUUCCACGUAUGGUAUCAUAAACAACCGAUUAGGAGCAUUUAUUUCUUCUCUUCUAGCGAUGCUUGGAUUUAACAGUGAUUAAUAAAUUGCUGUAUUUGGAACUUUCACAACAUGUUAGUCCUUCCUAUUCCAGUUCUGAUUAUAUCAGUUAAUAGGUCAGAAUACUCCCGAUAUUCGAUCAUAAAGCUUAACUCAAGGAAGCAGAUACUUGCAUCAUGGAAACUCAGCCGGACUUUGAGCAUCAGUUACUAUGUCUACCAAUUGCAAAUUAAGGCUAGCAGAUCUCUGCCAUCUUAAUCAAAGUGCAGAAAAAUUAAGAUAGACCACUUCAAGUUGUUCCAUGAGUACUACAUGUGAAGGAAAAAGAAUUAUUGGGUUGAUUGUUUCGGGUUGAAAAGAUUAAGUGCGGCUCAAGAUUUGCAUUCAUCACUCUCCAAAUGCUUAAAGAUAUUAUCUCAUUUGUAUGCUCCCUCCCUCUUUACGAGAUGGCACAAACAGUAAUUCAACUCUUUAGAUUACACUGCAGCUUCUAAUUGAAAAUACUUUUCUUAAGUCAGCCCCCCUGGGUCUAAAAUUCUGGCUCUGCCACAGUUUUUUUCCCUUAACGGAGUUGGUCGAACAGGCUCUAAUGGAAGAUAGUGUGUUUGCUGAUGAUGUAGAGACUGAACAAUUGGCCUUCGUAAACUGUCCAGCUUGUAGCAGCAUUGCAAAAAUGCAGUUGCAGUGCAACCCAAGCCAUCUUGGAAGUCAUCGAGAAAGAAAUCGAGGAAUCGAAGCCAUGCAGAGUGGGGCACCUAUUAGCCUAAGCAGCUGGCCAAGCAACCAGAACAAAACACUGGGACUAAGAUGCAUGCUUAGCAUGGAUGCAUCUAUCAGCCUCCUGUAUCCAGGUCCAACGCGUCAACUAUGAAAAUGUUUGGAGUCUUUGGACACGUGUCGAAAACUGUAUCCAAUCUGUUGGGAGUGUUGUAUCAUUUUAGUUUGACACGGUGGUAACACAUUAAGAGGUUGGGUUGCAAUUUGAAACAAUUGGGGCAAGAUCGAACUUGUCAUGAUGCUUUGUUCUUGAAUGGUUAUGUUAGCGACUGUUGUUCUUAAAUCUUCAUAAAGAUGAUCAUAUCUUUUAUCCCUCA
Molecule: messenger RNA, 5665 nt
Organism: Rhododendron vialii
Lineage: Eukaryota; Viridiplantae; Streptophyta; Magnoliopsida; Ericales; Ericaceae
Product: putative disease resistance protein RGA3
Exons: 5
Coding region: 172-3771 (1199 amino acids)
Biological process (GO): defense response to other organism
Molecular function (GO): ADP binding
Source: RefSeq, a predicted model, not a curated record